Molecule: messenger RNA, 4302 nt
Organism: Lymnaea stagnalis (great pond snail)
Lineage: Eukaryota; Metazoa; Mollusca; Gastropoda; Lymnaeidae
Source: the annotation of a GenBank genome assembly
CCACUCGAUUUCAUUAAAGUCUUCUUAAAUACUGGUAAAAAUGAUUAUGGUGCUUCACCUCACUCACACUGGCACUAUAUUACCUAUGGUUUCUCAGAUCUUCAUGGUGAUGGAAGGGUACAUGAGUAAGUUUGCUUUAUAACAUAUUUUUUCUAACAAUUUUUUUAAUUUACCAUUUUAAUUUUCAGUUGCUUUUUUUAAUACUGUGACUUAAAAAUAAAAUAUUGUGUUCUUAUUCUAGCUUUGAAUAUAGUUAAUUAAAAUAGGUUAAUAGCUUAAUAAGAUACAUAUUUUUUUAAAAUGUAAGCUCUUAGUAUUCUCUUAGUUUCAGUGGCAGGGGACAGCCAAGUGGUUAUGGCUUUGAGCUGACUUUCCGUCUCAAAAAAGAGGAAGAUGAAAAAAAUCCCCCUUAUUGGCCUGUCAUGUUGCUUAAUGAUCUCAGUCUAUAUGUUUUCAAUACAGGUAAUAAAAAAAAAUAGCUUAAAGCUUAAAUGCAAAAUUGAUUUUCGAACUGGAUGAAGAGGCUAUCCAUAAAUAACGUGACACUAUUUUGACGGGAUACUUCCCCCAUUGUAAUAAAAUUUUUACACCCUCAUAAAACGUUAUCACCAAUUUGUAAAUUUGUUAAUUAAAUGACAACUAUUUGAAUGGUAAGAGACAGCCAGGAUAUGAUCUACUGUUUGAAAUUUAUUAAUGUGAAAAUUAUUUUAUUCCACCUGUCAAAGCCUACUCACAAUAAAGUAGGCUUAAGUCCAUUUAUCAGUAUUUAGGUAUUUUUACUUAUGUUUUCCUAGUGUGUUUGUAGUAAAUUAAUUAGAAAAGUAAAACAAUAUAUAAUAUACUUUUUUUUUAAAACAUGCUUUUCCAAAUAAGUGUAAAAUAAAUGUCUCCUAAAUUUCCAGGGUUGUUAUAGUCAUAUGACUAAAAAAGGUGGCAUGCCAAUGAAAUACAUCCAUCCAUCCCUGUGGCGCUACAGCCCAUGUAGGGCUUUGGCCUGCCUCACUACUUCCUUCCACUCAGACCUAACUAAUGCCUUUCUUUUCCAUACUUGGACUUUCAGCUGCUGUAGAUCUUUUUCUACAUCAUCUAUCCACCUAAGCCUAGGUCUGCCUUUGAGCCUUUUUCCUCUGGGGUAUUGGUGAUGUACCCUCUUCGUUCCUGUCAUUUGGCAUUCUCUCUAGGUGUCCUGCCCAGCGGAGCCUGCCUCUUUUUAUUUCUGCCACUAUCGUAGGAUCCUGAUAUAGAUUGUAUAAUUCCUGGUUGGUUCGUAUUCUCCAUCCAUAUUCAUCCUUUGUUGGCCCAUAUAUUUUCCUGAGAACUUUCCUCUCCCAUGUGCUUAAUAGGUUUUCUGCUGUUUUUGUUAGGGUCCAAAAAAUACAAUAAUGUUAAAUAACUUGAACAUACAAGGUUGAACACAUGUGUACGUUUAUAUUGCUGCAAGUAAAUGUUAUGUGACACAGCUGCUAUUAUAAAGAUUAUUUAAUUAUGGAAAUAUGAGUUCUACAAAUGCCUUGCGUUACUGAAAGUGUGUAGGGGUAAUUUAAUAUUUGUUAAUAUCAAUGUCUGUCAACUUCUCUUAUUGACUUAUUUUUUUCUGAGGGUUUUUUAAAGAUUUUUUUUUCAUUCCCCCCCUUUUUCCCCCUCAUUGGAUAUCUCUCUGUCUGUCACUUCAAAUAGUGGUACAUUUUUUUCGUCUUGAAAUCAUUUGCUUAUUUUCCGGUUCAUUAUUUUUCAUAUUUCUUGAUCUGUAACAACGUUUGUUAUUCAACUUUCACUUGUCUCAGUUGUAAAUAAAUGUUAAAAUUAUUUUGUUGAUAUUGUGCAACGAUUAAAUCAUUAUUAAUCUAAUGAAAAGCUAAACUGUGCAAAUGUAUUAGAAAAUUAUUUUGAAAUUUAUCUUUGGAUUUUCAUAAAAAAUUUAAUUCACAGACACAGCUCUAAGUGCAUUCGAUCAUAUUCCUUGGUAUGAGUCUCUUGACGAGGUGACAAAAUACAAGCCAACAAACCCUGAUAUUAUUCCUUGCCCAUCUAAUUCAGCCAUCAAUCAUAUGAUAAUUGUGCAAGAACCUCAAAUUCCAGAUUUAGAUACCCCUAAUGGAACUGUACACUUUUUGCAGGUUCUAAUUUAUAUUCUUGAUCUUUAUUAACAUUUGCCUGCCCAAAAUUUUGAUGAAUCUUGUGUAUAUAAUUAAAAAAUAGUUUUUUGGAAUAACUGAUGUCUGUGAUAAUUAUUACAAAAUUUCUGUUUGACUCUAAUGCAAACAAGGAAAUGAUGAGUGAUAAUAUUAAAAGAAAAUUAAAUAAAAUUUAAAAAUUUGAUACAAGUUAUAAAUCAUUUAAUCCUAUACUAUUUUAUCAACAAAUUGAUUUUAAAUCAUUUUAGGUAGUUGGUGUGUUAAGUGAAGAGUUUCGGUAUGCAAGAUCAUGGAAAGCAUGUGGGAUUAUUGGUGAACUUUUGAAACAUCCCCAGUAAGUGAUUCAAGACGUGUUAAUAAUUUUUUUUAAAGUAUCGAAACUGGUACAUAGUUAAUUUAUUGUAAAGAUUAACUUACUUAAUUAAAACACACACAAAAGGGAAUCAUCCCUUCCCCAUGCCAUUGUUAGAUGGAGAUAACAAAGUUUUAGUUUCUUGCCUGGUUGUUAAAAGUAGAUUGAAUUUAUUGAAAACUGGCCAUCAGAGAUCAUGAUGGUUGUCAAAUAUACUCAUUCACUAUUAAUCAGCUUUGCUCUGGACUAGGAGUGGCCAAACCAAAUAACUUCACUGGCCAUUUUAAUGGUGAGUGAACUCUUUGGUGGCCACACGUGUUUUCCCGUAAUAAAUUAAAUGAACACCAAGUAAUUGAUGUGCAGAAUUGUUUAUUUAUUAUUAAAACACCUUUCUCAGAUAUUACACAUCUUCUUAUGCUGUACACACACAUAAAUUGUAUAGAUUUAAUUUGGAUAUAAAUCCGCCUUAAAUAUAUGUUAUAAUUCUUUUAUCUAAGUGUGUUUAUAACAAGUGCCAGAAUAUUAUAACAUGUAACCUGCUGGCAUACCAACUCUGCUCUUGUCCAAGAACAUCAUUUGGGUAGGGCAGUAGCAUUUGCACACCCCGCCCCCAACCCCUUCUGAAUAUUCCGGUUUUAUUUAAAUGUAGUGUAGUGCCGCAACAACUUGGACAAGUUUUGGUCCCCCCUGAAAAAACUUGAAAUGACAUUUCUGCUCUUGACCAACCAGCAUAUCUGGGAAAAGCUGUUUCCAAAAAACAGCUAAUUUGAAGGUGGCUAGCAUCCAAAAAACAGUAAAUUUGAAGGCGGCUAGCAAAAGUAUAAGUUUGAUUUCUCUUUUCUCCUAUUUGAAAUGGUACGGAGGAUUCCAUGGGGUCAUAUUAAAGCUGAUUCAAUACAAACUCAGCAUUGAAAUUUAUUUGCCAUGACAGAAAUCCAUUAUCCACUGAUAACAUUUUCACCUGUAGAGUUGGUCCACUGAUGUUGACAGAUAUGAGACGAAAGGUGUCUGUUUUUGACCUCAAUCCAAGACUGGUUGUUGACAUCCUUAAAAGAAUUGAAUCAGAAGGAUCAGUGUUGGGACGAGUAAUUACACACAUCUCAUGGAGAGAAAUAAAAGAAGAGUAGGAGUUUUAUGUUGCAUUUUAAUUUGGUCAGUUUGCUCAACUGUACUCAGUCAGACACUAUGAACUUAUGCUUUAAAUCAAGCUGACUGAAGGAGAAAUGCUAAAAUAAAACAAAGGCAUUGAAAUAAGGACGGAAAUAUUUCAUUAUUUAUUUUUUACAGCUUGAACGAUUCAUCAAGGAUGUUUCUGAUCGGCAUUAUUUAACUGCAGUACUGCUCAAUGUUAAUUUUACUCUGUCGGUGUCCUUUUUUAAGCUAGAAUUGCUUUCUACUACAAGCUUAAAUCAGCUUUUUAAUUACUUUGCUCUCAACACAUAUUUUUUGAUGGUCAAUUUGUAGCACAAAUGUCACUCACUGAUGAAUUCACCAAAAUCAGCGCACGAUUGAAACCAUGUAUUUUUUUUUUUUUUUUUUGUGGACAUCGGAAAUAAAAAAAAAAUUUAACAUAAAAUAUUUUCAAAAGCUUUCUCUUGAGAUAGACAAUAUUUUUUUAAGGUUUAAGACAAUAAAGGGGGAAAAAAAGUAAUCUCAUAAAUGUAAAAUGUAUUUUUAUUUAGGGAUGAUACUGGUUUAGCCAAGGAUGUUGAGAACCUCAAGAUAGAUGAUACUCAUGAAUACUAUAAUAUGAAGUCUGUUCAUUUAGAAUUUGAUGCUAGCUCUGGUGAAUUGUUGCCAUUAAUGGUCAAGUAA